Molecule: messenger RNA, 2111 nt
Organism: Arabidopsis thaliana (thale cress)
Lineage: Eukaryota; Viridiplantae; Streptophyta; Magnoliopsida; Brassicales; Brassicaceae
Gene: FRL2
Product: FRIGIDA like 2
Exons: 1
Coding region: 97-1518 (473 amino acids)
Source: RefSeq, marked reviewed
AGUGAUUGAUUUGGAAAUAAAUCGCUCUCUCGGUCUCAGAGAUUGAGAUUCCGAUACGGCGGAGCAAAGCAAUUUAAUAAACCUAGGGUUCAGAUUAUGACGGCGGCGGAAUCAAUCGCCGCAUCGAUUAAUCAAAUUGAUGAGAAGAAACAAAAAUUGAAGAAAGCUUUCGAUGAUCUUCAAGCUCAUCGAUCUCUCCUUUCACCAUCUUUUAACCUCUCAUGGUCUGAGAUUGACUCUCACUUUUCUUCUCUCCAGUCUUCAUUGUUUAACCGCCUCCAAUCAGCCGUGACUAGUUCCAAUUCCGGUAAUAUCGAAACUCCCACGGCGGUUACGACGGAGACACCAGUCCUUUGGCCGGAAUUGAGAAAGUUUUGUGAGAAGAAUGAUGGAAAAGGUUUGGGUAACUACAUGAUUGAGAAUUCGAGGAAGCGUUUAUCUAUCAAUGAAGAGCUUCCUAAUGCGAUUCGAUGCUCAGAGAAUCCAGCACCUUUGGUUCUAGAUGCAAUCGAAGGUUCUUACCAUUGCUCAUCACCAUCGUCGUCUUCCUCGGCGAGAGCGAUCGAUGUGAAGAGGAUCUUCGUUUUGUUAUUAGAAGCUUUGAUUGAGAUCAAUGCGAAUCUCACGAAUGAUUUGAGAGAAAGAGCUAGGACUAUUGCUUAUGAUUGGAAACCAAAUAUAGGUAACAAACCAUCAGAAGCGUUAGGGUUUUUGCAUUUGGUUGCAGCUUUUGAAUUAGGGUCUUUAUUUAGUACUGAGGAGAUUUGUGAUUACAUUUUCUUGAUCUCUAAGUAUAAACAAGCAACAACGAUCUGCAAGAAGAUUGGUUUAGAUAGAAAUCGAAUAGGAGUUCUCGUUCAGAAGUUUUUGGAUACUGGGAGAUUACUUGUUGCUAUUAGAUUCAUUUACGAGAAUGAGAUGGUGGGUGAAUUUGAACCAGUUUCGAUUUUGAAAACUAGUUUGAAGAACUCUAGAGAAGCUGCUAAGAGAGUUUGUGCUGAAGGGAAUUACUCUCUUAAGGUGCAGAACGAAGCUACUGAUAAAGAACUAAGUGCUUUGAGAGCAGUUAUCAAAGUCGUGAAAGAGAAAAACAUCGAGUCCGAGUUCAUGGAAGAGAAACUCGAAGAAUGUGUUAAGGAGUUGGAGGAUCAGAAAGCUCAGAGGAAGCGUGCCACUAAGUUCAAUUCACCUGCUAAUCCCCAACAACCACAAGAACAAAAGGUCGAUAAUAAGCGUCCUCGAGUUGCUAAUGGUUCAAGUAUGGAAUAUAAUUUGACAAUCCCACCUCUGAGGCCGCAACAACAACCACCACUUUUGCCUACUCCUAGUCAGAUUUUACAAGUGAACCCAUAUGGUCUUUUAAGCUCAAUACUUCCUGGUGUUGCUGUCCCAUAUGGCAACCCAAGGGCUCUAUUUGGCUCGGUUCCAGCUCCAGCUUCUCGACCCGUCUUUUAUGUGCAGCAAACUGGUUAUGGGAUGCCACCACCUCAGUACCGCCCACCGUACUAUCCUCAGUAGCAUCUCUCUAUUGGUAAGAUUUAUUAUAGGAAUGCAAGCGAUAUUGAGAAGAUUUCUGCUCGAACAGGUCUAUGCUCUCUAUGUGUUUUUGAUGUUCAGUAAUGAAUAUCAAGUAAAUUUCGAGAGUUUUGACAUAGAUAACACUUGAUAUAGUCGCUGUUUGGGGGAUAACAUAAGAGCAAAUUGAUCCGUUUUUUCUUUUUUUGUUUACCUGGUGAAGCGACUAUAGAGGAUUUUGCCUUGAUUGUACAGUUUUAUAACCUAACCUUAACCUCUUUUUAAUUUAGUUUAGUUUACUUGUGGAGGAAUGGUCUUUAUGGUUUUGAUCUAACAUUUAUAUUCCUUGAUUUGUUAGGUAAUCUUCCAAGAUUUCCUCCCUUUUUUCUUAUAAUCACCAAAGAUCCCUUUUGGUUUGAUUUGUUGUAGUGGGAAGAAAUCUACGUGUCUGGAUAUCUAAAAUGAUCCAAAGGAUAAUAUUCAACUAGCACAGAAACAGAAAUAGUUUUUUUUUCAUUAAACUAUUUAAGUUUACAAAAGGAUAUGCUUAUGGUUUUUCUGAUGGAACAGAAAAUUAAUAUUGUCAUUUCAAUGGA